CAGGACUGUAAGGAUAGGAUCUAGCCUGAGGUGACCUCUUCUCUCAUUGGCUCUCUUCUUCUUCUCCUGAGUGGCAGGGCCUGCAAUGGGGCCAUGACUAUUGGCCAGGGACCAGGAGUCAGAUUUAAAAGGACUCUUAGGCGGGCUUUUUCUGGGCAGAGAAUUCUCUGGGUGGGUCUAGAUCCCGAGAAGGUCCACAGGGGAAGGAUAAUGGUCUUAGCAAGUGGAAUGUCCAUUGUGAAGUGGUCUAAAGAUCAGUUCCCAGGGUAGGGGAUAUUGAUUCAAUUAUUUGAUCAGACCUAACAUUCCAGCCUUUUUGUUUUAUGGAAUAGGGACGAAGGUCAUAUCUUCUGUAGUUACUUCCUGCUGAGGAGGGACAUUGAGAUCAUAGGGGGUGGACUUUGAUUGUAGUCGGCUGGAAUGUUGUAUAGAUUCCUCCUGGUUGGAGCGAGGGGUUGCAGCAGUAUGAUUUCCCCGAGAGACUGGCUAGUGAAGGCGCGAGAGUGGUCCUGAAGGAAAGAUGAAAAAAUGGCACAGAAUAGCUGAGCCAAAAACGAGGAUGAGGAAUAGGAGUGCUAAUGGUCCUAUGAAGGGAGGUAGCCAGGUAUACCAGUUAAUAUUCUUCAGCCAGUAGUCCCAUGAAUUUGAUUGAUGCUCUCUAAUCUUUGCGGCCCUUUCUGUUAAUUUUUGGAUGGCAUCCCUGACCAGGCCAGACUGAUUGACAUAAAAACAACAUUCUUCCUCUAGAAAGAGUCAUAGACCUACCCUUUCUCCACAGUUAGGAGGUCCAGUUCUCUCCAGAUUUUGGAGGUGACAGCUGCUAGUGAAUCUGUCUGAUCCUGAAUUUGAACUAAAUUUUUGGCAAUGUCAUCUAGGCUUUCUUGUAGGUCCUGAGACAGGAUUUCAAAAUAUGAUAGAGCAGUGGUUAGGGCCCCUCUGCCAGUCCCGACACCUGCUGUGAUUGCGAGGAUUUUGAGGAGAGGGAUUAUCUGGACUGCUCUUUUGUGUCGGCUGUGAUGGGUUACUGGGACAGGUAAAGACUGGUUAUUGGGGGCUACAUCUACAUUGGGUGAGAGAUAGAUGAGAGUACAAGUUCCUGCCCAGUUGGUCGGGAGGCAGAUGUAUGUGUUUUCCCCACAGAGGAAGAAGAAUCCCUGAUCAUGGAGACAAGCUGAAAGGUAGGGAGAAGAGGUGGACUAAAGGAUCUGAAGUUCCUUUCCCAGGUCUAUGCUCCAAACCAAGAGGGGAGUCACCAUGGUGCUACCGAUAAGAGGAAUUGUGGUGCUUGGAAUAAACAGAGCUCAUGCCAAAAAUUCAUUCAGUAAAAAUCUCGUUAAAAUGCUCUCAAAAGCUGUGGACGCUUUAAAAUCUGAUAAGAAAGUACGGACUGUAAUAGUGAGGAGUGAAGUCCCAGGGAUAUUCUGUGCUGGUGCUGACCUUAAGGAAAGAGUCAAAAUGAAUCCUAGUGAAGUUGGUCCUUUUGUCUCAAAAAUAAGAGCAGUGAUCAAUGAAAUUGCGAACCUGCCAGUGCCGACAAUCGCUGCCCUGGACGGACUCGCUUUAGGUGGUGGUCUGGAACUGGCAUUAGCAUGUGACAUACGAGUGGCAGCUUCCUCUGCCAAAAUGGGCCUGGUUGAGACAAAGUUGGCAAUUAUUCCCGGUGGAGGGGGGACGCAGCGCCUGCCACGUGCCAUUGGGAUGUCCCUGGCCAAGGAGCUCAUCUUCUCUGCACGGGUGCUCGAUGGCCAAGAAGCCAAAGCAGUGGGCUUGGUCAGCCACGUCCUCGAGCAGAACCAGGAGGGCGAUGCUGCCUAUAGAAAGGCCUUAGACCUGGCGAGAGAGUUCUUACCUCAGGGACCUGUUGCAAUGCGAGUGGCAAAAUUAGCAAUUAAUCAGGGGAUGGAGGUCGAUUUAGUAACAGGGUUGGCCAUAGAAGAAGCUUGUUAUGCUCAGACCAUUCCAACGAAAGACAGACUUGAAGGUCUUCUGGCUUUUAAGGAGAAAAGAUCCCCUCGCUAUAAGGGGGAGUAGAACAGACAGCGGCCUUGGAAGUGCCAGUGUAACAGUGUGCUUCUGGGAAUGGCUCAGCGCCUGACCUCCGUGACCAAAGCGAGGAGCGGCG
Messenger RNA from Myotis lucifugus (little brown bat), 2122 nucleotides. It is a transcript of the gene AUH, whose product is annotated as AU RNA binding methylglutaconyl-CoA hydratase. Gene Ontology annotation, cellular component: mitochondrion. Gene Ontology annotation, molecular function: enoyl-CoA hydratase activity. The coding region runs from base 1228 to 2031 and encodes 267 amino acids. NCBI's taxonomy places the organism in Eukaryota, Metazoa, Chordata, Mammalia, Chiroptera, Vespertilionidae. The transcript has 10 exons. Gene Ontology annotation, biological process: fatty acid beta-oxidation. The record is from RefSeq and is a predicted model, not a curated record.